AUGCAAAAUUAUACGACAAUAGAAUCAGGGCUGGCCCUGAUUCCUAGUGCCUCUGGCAACCUCGCGGAAUCUAAAGAGAACUUUGAAUUAGAAAGUCUCAGAUCUAAAUUGGGCCCAUACCUAGCCGGGUUAAUAGAGGCGGAUGGUUCCUUUGCUAUACAUGAUAAAGAUUCUAAAGCUAAAAGAUAUCUACCAAAAAUAUUAAUAGUAUUUAGUUUAGAUGAUACUCCUUUAGCUAAUAAAUUACUAUUUAUAACUAAAGUAGGUAAACUAUAUGUUAAAAAGAAUCAAGGUUGUGCUAUAUGACUGAUUCAAAAGAUAGAGGAUGUCAUAAAAACAAUCAAAAUUAUUAAUGGAUUCAUGCGAACACCUAAAAUAGAAGCAUUGCACCGGGCAGUAGAGUGAUAUAAUAACUUUAAUGGUACCAAAUUAGAACCUUUAGGUUUAGAUUUAUCACCUAUAGAUAGCAAUGCUUGAUUAGCAGGGUUCACCGACGGUGUUGGUAAUUUUAGUUUUAAUUUAACAGAUAGAAAGAAAAAAGGUGCAGUUACUUCAAAAAGAGUACAGGCUUUCUUUCGUAUAGAAUUAAGACAAAAUUAUCAUAGAGAAGCCUCAAUAGAACAAGGAGGUAUUAGUUAUUUCAAGAUAUUGAGUGAUAUUUCUAGAUACCUUGGAGUUAAUUUAUACUCUAGGUCAAGAGAGCAAAAGGAUAAAAUUUUUUAUUCUUAUACGGUUAUGUCACAUAAUAUGCAAAGUCAUAUCAAAACUAUAGAGUAUUUUGACCGUUAUCCUUUAUGUUCUUCUAAAUAUUUAGCUUAUAUAGAUUGAAAACAUGUAGUAGAACAAAUCCAAAACCGUGCGGGUAAACCUUUAACAAGUGAAGAUAUAUUAGAAAUUCAAAGAAUUAAAGCUCAAUUAAAUCAAAACCGUAUUAAAUUCGAUUUUUCUCAUUUAGAUUCCAUUGUUUAA
This is a messenger RNA of Sclerotinia sclerotiorum 1980 UF-70, 969 nucleotides long. The record is from the annotation of a RefSeq genome assembly. NCBI's taxonomy places the organism in Eukaryota, Fungi, Ascomycota, Leotiomycetes, Helotiales, Sclerotiniaceae.